GUGGCGUCAUACUUGACGUCGACGAGAGAAUGUUUAAAGAUUACCCUAAUCAGUUUGCUCCUUUUAGAAUUCCGUGUGAAAAUCAUUAUAAUGGCACUUUGUUUCGUUAUCCACUCCGUACUGAAGUAGAUUCUACUGACUCGGAAAUUUCUGACAGAAUUUAUAAACCUGACGCAAUCUUGGAAAUGUUUGAUAAAUUUUACGAACAUGAGAGCAUUGAUAGCUUAUUGUUCAUAAAAUAUAUUGAACGCAUUUCUUUUUAUGAAAUAAAAAAUGGUGCUAACGAACUUGAGUUACUAUAUACAAUUCAAUUGGAAAAUGCCGAUGAAGUUCGAGAAAAGCGUCGGUUGAUAGCAAAAAAUAUUGGGCCAAUGAUGAAUUUAUUAAAAUCGGGUGAACUUAAAGGAAAUAAUCAAUUAGAUACGUCUUAUAUUGCAACGUUUUGUCGUCAAAAAGGAGAUUCUAAAGAGAAUAGUUCAUGGUUAAUCUUGAAUUAUCUUGAUGACUUGCUCGAAACCGAAAAAUAUUUUCAAAAUGAGUUCAAAAGAAGCAUUGGUGAUCACAAGUUUAUCCCUAACGUUGGUUUAGCCGUUCCCAUCAAUGAUUUAAUGAUCGCUGGAAGUUUAUUUUGUUUUUUACCUCUUCCCAUUUCUACGCCUUUUCCCGUUUCGGUGCAUGGAUAUUUCGCGGAUUGUUAUUAUAAAGAACACGAAUACCUAGUUUGUUUGGUUGCACCAAUACUGGAUUAUAAUGUUAAAGAUGAAAAUUUUUUAAAACACUUGGGAUGGAAUACUUAUCCGGAUGUUAGAACAGUUCUAGAGCAAUUAGAAUUAUGUUACGUUCGUUCAUCUAAUGGACAAUCACCUGAGAAUUUGAAAGAAAUUUGUAACGCAAUAUACAAAUAUAUGUAUAAAGCUUUUCAAAAAGAUGAUAAAGAAGAAUUUGAAAUUAUGAAGAAUGAUUUGGAAAAUAAACCUUGGAUUUGGCAUAAUGAUGCAUUUUAUUCGGCUGAUAAAUUCGUCUUUCGUCUUCCAACUGAAUUUGAGGACAAUAAUUCUUUAAUUGUAGAACUUCCUCCAGGAUACAUAAGUGAUUUUAAAUCUUUAUUUGAAGCAAUGGGAGUUCGUAAUGAAAUUGGCGUCAAGGAGUUGAUUUUAAUUAUAAAUAAUAUGGUGGAAGGAAAUGAGGAAAGAAAGUUAUCAGAUGACGAAAUAAACCAUAAUGCAGAUGAUGCUAAAGCCACAAAUUUGUCAGUAAUAGUCGAUGAAAGACCGAAAUUCCAACAUUCGUCUAAAAUGUCGUUACUUACAAAAGAAAUGGAUGGUUGGCAAGUAGGAUUCAAUUGUGCCUAUCAUCUUACAGAUUUACCAAGCAUCGUAAGCAGAGAAUAUAUUAUAUUUUUUGAUCCAAAUGAAAAAUAUCUUCCAGCACAAGGACGUCCACCUAAAAGAAAAAAAGGUUUUAAAAUUAAUUUUAUGAAGACAAAAUUUAAGGAGAGUUUUCCGGAUCAAUGCUAUCCUUAUGAAGCUUUAGAUUGCAAUUUUAAUGAAAUAUUCAACGGAACAUUGUUUAGGCUUCCGCUUAGAACUGAUCAAUUAGCGAGCGAUAGUAAAAUUACGAACCAUGUCGUUAAAAUUGAAGAAAUCUUGCAAUUAUUUAAUGGCGUUCAGGGUAAUAAAGAAAUGCUCUUUUUAAGAAAUAUAGAGUUAUGUAGUUUACGUCACAUAAAUGAUCAUGAACAAGUUCCUCAACCAAUAUGGCAAGCUCAAAUUUAUAUGUCGGAUGAUCAUCGCGAUAUUCGUAAAAGUGUAACGGACUGUAUACAAACAUAUCAGCUAGAUAUUAAAAUUGAGAUCAAUGAUAUACUAAACAGUAAAAUUUCAGAAAUAUGGCUUUUAUGUAUAGGGGGACAUGAGAGAAUCAGAUCGGAAGAACUUGAAAAUAUUUCGAGGAGAACACAAAUUAAGUUUCCAAAUCCUCCUGAACUCAAAGGCGAAAUCUUUUCUUACUUACCAUUGUCAAUAAGUACCAAUUUGGGAGUUCAUUUAAAUGGAAACUUUUCUUUGUCUAGUUCCAGAAGCAAUGUUCUACAAUUUGAAAAUGACGUUGAUCAUAAACGAAUAAUACCUAAUAAUUCGCUUAACGCUUUCGUACUUGCCAGCACAUUAUAUGAUAGUAGUAUUCAUUUAUUCCUCAAUACUUUUGCAGAUAAAAACAAAUUUUUACCACCAGAAUUACAAAAUGACCCUGUUUGUUUAGAAGCUCUUGGAAGGAUUGGUCUUAAGAAUCAAGUGAAUUCUGAUACAUAUAUUGAAUGUGCACAAGAAAUUGCACAAGAAAUUGUUAUACAGAUUAACCAAGCUAGAUUUCCAGCAAAUGAAAUUGAAGAUCGUGCAAAAACUUUAGUACUGUAUUUAUAUGAACAUGUCAACAGUUUAAAUUUCAACGAACAACAAUGGGAAAUAAUUAUUGAAAUGAAAUUUGUUCCAUCAGAAAAGAAUCUUUCUCCAUUUUAUUAUGAACCGAAAGUAACUACAGGUUCGUCAUCUGAAACUGAGGUUACACCUGUUAAUCUUACAAAUAUCUUUCUUACAACUUCCGCCGAGCUUGAGAAAAAUCCGACAAGAAAGCCGAAUCAAAUACAUCUUCAGCAGAAGCGACGAUGA
Molecule: messenger RNA, 2666 nt
Organism: Funneliformis geosporum
Lineage: Eukaryota; Fungi; Glomeromycota; Glomeromycetes; Glomerales; Glomeraceae
Source: the annotation of a GenBank genome assembly